AUGUCGUCGACCGCAUUUGAGAAGGAGAAGGGAGAACUGCGGCGCAGAAAUGUGGCUAGCAAAGCCACUAAAUCUGCUGCCACCGCUUCCCGCGAGGCGAUUCCCCCCUCGGCUGACGGGUCGUUGUUCAAGGACUGGUCCCAGGUAGAGGCCAUCGUGAUGCCUAUUUUCUUCACCGCUCUUGCCGCAUUUACGCGUCUCUGGAGAAUUGGUGACGGUACCCGUGUUAUUUGGGACGAGGCACACUUUGGAAAGUUCGGCUCCUUCUAUCUGAAGCACGAGUACUACUUUGACGUUCACCCUCCCCUCGGUAAGAUGCUUUGCGGUUUGUCUGGCUGGCUUGCACACUACAACGGAUCAUUUGGCUUCGAAAGUGGUGCCAAUUACCCCGAAGGAAUGGACUAUGUGACCAUGCGUGAGUUUAAUGCCCUGUUUGCUAUCCUUGUCGUGCCUACAGCUUACUUCACCGCCAAGGCCCUCAAGUUUUCCUUGCCUACCGUAUGGCUUGUCACUACCAUGGUCGCCCUGGAGCUCUCGUUCUCUUUGUUGGGUCGCUUGAUUCUACUGGAUUCCAUGCUCAUGUGCUUCACGGUCUUGACCUUUUUGUCUUUGGUCAAGUUUCACAAUUGUCAGUCCCAGCCUUUUACCCCCAAGUGGCUGUUUUGGCUCGCAAUGACUGGUUUGAAUAUUGGCCUUACCACCUCUGUUAAGAUGGUUGGUUUGUUCAUCAUGGCCGUUGUUGGUGUGUAUACCAUUGCAGACCUCUGGUUGCGUUUCAGCAAGCGCUCUGAUUCAGACAACAAGCACUAUGCUCUGCACUGGCUGAGCCGUGGCUUCUUCUUGAUCGUCAUACCUUUGCUCGUGUUCACUCUUUGCUUCAAGAUCCACUUCUCUCUUUUGUACAAGACUGGAGAUGGUCUUGCGUCGAUGUCAUCGCUGUUUAAGGCUAAUCUCGAGGGCUCCGACUUCGAAUCAGGCCCUAUGGAUGUCGCUUUUGGUUCGAAGGUCACCCUCAAGAAUCAGGGUCUCGCCGGCGGUUUGCUGCACUCCCACAUUCAGUCCUACCCUGAGGGUUCCAAGCAACAGCAGGUUACCACUUACUCGCACGUCGAUUCAAACAACGAGUGGCUUUUCGAGUACCCCCGUUUUGAGGAGGCUUACAACCACAACCAAGAUAUCAAGUUUGUUACUGAUGGUCAGCCUAUUCGUCUUGUGCACUUUAUGACUGGUCGUAACUUGCACUCCCACGACGUGGCAGCUCCUGUUACUAAAGGCGUUCUCGAGGUUUCUGGUUACGGUAAUGACACUGUUGGCGACGAGAAAGAUAAUUGGGUUGUUGAGAUCGUCGAGACUCUUGGCUCCGAGGAUCCCACCAUGAUUCAUCCCUUGACCACAUCGUUCCGUCUUCGUCAUGCAGACCUUGGAUGCUAUUUGGGUGUGACUGGUGCUACCUUGCCGCCGUGGGGUUUCUCUCAGGGCGAGGUUGUGUGCAUCCGUAACCCUGCUCGUCGAAACAAGAACACCUGGUGGAACCUUGAUACCCACGUGAAUGCUCGUUUGCCUGAUGCGUUCAACCGCGACUUGCCCAAAUCCCGAUUCCUUCGCGAUUUCUUGCAGCUUAACUUUGCUCAGAUGGCUAGCAACAAUGCUUUGGUUCCCGACCCUGAUAAAGACGACAGCCUGGCAUCGUCCUGGUGGGAGUGGCCCAUUCUGCGCCGCGGUUUGCGUCUCUGUGGCUGGGGCAACGAUAACUUCCGUUAUUACCUCAUGAUGCUGCCCUCGAACGCUUGGCUUUCGACCGUCGCCAUUGGUGUGUUUGUGAUCCUCACAAUUUACUUUGUGUUGGCUUGGCAGAGACAGGCUAUCGAAGUAACUCCUCAGGAACUGACCGACUACCUUGUGCAGGGUGGCCUUCCUUUCCUGGGCUGGCUGAUGCACUAUCUACCUUUCAUGGUUAUGUCGCGUGUCACAUACUUCCACCAUUACAUGCCGGCGCUAUAUUUUGCUUUGUUUGAACUUGCUUUCUUGCUGGAUAGAGGCACUGCUCGUCUCUCUGGCACAGUCAAAGCUCUUAUUUAUGGCGUUCUUUUUGCCUCUACUAUUGGCUUGUUCUUGUACUUCUCCCCUGUCGUUUUCGGCAUGGGCGGUGAGCCAUCAGACUACGACUAUCUGCAGUGGCUUCCCAACUGGAAACAAGGUUCUUAA
This is a messenger RNA of Wickerhamiella sorbophila, 2205 nucleotides long. Its product is annotated as Dolichyl-phosphate-mannose--protein mannosyltransferase 2. Gene Ontology annotation, cellular component: membrane; endoplasmic reticulum. Gene Ontology annotation, biological process: protein O-linked glycosylation via mannose. NCBI's taxonomy places the organism in Eukaryota, Fungi, Ascomycota, Dipodascomycetes, Dipodascales, Trichomonascaceae. The coding region runs from base 1 to 2205 and encodes 734 amino acids. Gene Ontology annotation, molecular function: dolichyl-phosphate-mannose-protein mannosyltransferase activity. The record is from RefSeq and is a predicted model, not a curated record. The transcript has a single exon.